This is a messenger RNA of Nycticebus coucang (slow loris), 7163 nucleotides long. RefSeq names its product intracisternal A particle-promoted polypeptide (gene IPP). The transcript has 8 exons. Lineage: Eukaryota; Metazoa; Chordata; Mammalia; Primates; Lorisidae. Gene Ontology annotation, molecular function: actin binding. Bases 3309 to 5042 code for a protein of 577 amino acids. The record is from RefSeq and is a predicted model, not a curated record.
UUCGGCUGGCUCAGGCUCGCAGGGACUCUGAGGACAAGAGUCAGAGGAGCCUCUGGAACUGUUUUUCUCCGCGCCUUUUCUCCGCCUCGGCCGGUCCACUGACAGUCACCCUCUCCGGAGCUGCGUGUGGUGCAGUCGGCUGCGGCCUCUCCUUUUCUGGUUUCCACUGGGGGAUCCUGCGCCGUGUCCUCGGCCCUUCCGCUGUCUCUUAAGUUGUGUGAGAUCUCUUCCCUGACCUUUAGGUAGCACCAGAAUGAGUAUCCACCAUUAGUGUCGCAGCAGGGUAGAGGUAGCGUUCUGGAUCCAGCCCACAACUCGAUCAAGCACAAAGAGCCUCGGGUUUUUUGACGCUGGUCCUGGGAUUCUUUCUGACACCUUUGCUGAAGCAAUUUGCAGGUGCUCUUGGCGUGAAUUAAAGGCCGCCAAACUUAGGUCCUUAGUGCUUGUGGAUAUCUCCACCGUUUCCAAAUGAUCUGCUUUUCAAGUUUGGGGCUCUUGAGGCACUGCCCUUACAUCCCAUGUAGUGUCCGAGAAUUUUGCUCUUUCCCUUUGGAAAUAUGGUCACUCUACAUAUGGCCUUUUGGAAUAACAGUCGUGCUUUACUGGCAAUGGAAUGGCAUCACAGAUACUGAGUGGUAAAAGACUAGGAUUUCUGCUGUCCUACCAGUGAACUUGAGCAAUUUAGCUCAGUGGCCGUACUGGAUGCUUUUAAGUACAUACACAGAGGAGGUACCUUGUAACUAAACCACUGGGGUCCAAAAGUUGCAGAGAGAUCUGAUACAGGAAAAAAAAAAAAGUCUAUAUCUGCGGGUCACAUUUCUGUGUAGGGACAAAUACACAGAAUAUUUGCUUUUUCCCCUUUUUAAUUUUAAUUAACAUAAUUAUACAUAUUUAUGGAGUAUAGUGUGAUAUUUUGAUACACGUAUACAAUAUGAAAGGAUUAAGUCUGGGUAAUUUAGUAUAUUCAUCACCUCAAAGGCUGUUUGAUUUUAUAUGCCAGUUAAUGUAAUAUGUAGACAUUCUGUACAUGCUGAUGUGAAGUUUUAGCAGUUUACCUUAGAACCUCAAAUUUCUCACUAAGCUAAUUCCUAGAUAGUCAUGAUAAUAAGCCUGAUUAUUUUGACUUUGAUAAGUUUGCAUGCUAUAAACUUAAUCAUUUGUUCUAACAUCAUCCCACACUAUUUGUGUCAGUUUAUUACAAAUUCUUGAUGUCUAGGUUACAAAACCUUAAUCAUCUUAGAUUUCCAUUGUGCUUCAUCUCCACAUUUCUUAAUGUGACAGGAUCUCAUAGUUUCUUUAUUUAAAAGUUAACUUACAUUGCUGAAGCUAUAGGCUAUUCAGUGGGAUUUUAUUACCUGGUAACUCAUCCUCCUGAAUAAUCAAAUAUCAGUUCUGAAAUACGGCUAUUGUUGUAUUACUCUUCAUGAACCUAUAAAGGCUUAGGUGCAAAUUUCAGUGCUUAGGUUUCAAGGAUCUUUCUUUCUAAUCUGACCUAAUGAUUCCUAUGCGAUUGAUGUUGUGGAAAAAGUCUUGAAUUUAUAGAAGGCCUGGAUUCAGAUACUGAGAUUGUCACACUAACCCUGUAUUCUUGGGGAAACUUUGAGCUUUAGUUUCCAUCUCUGUCCUGUUAGAUAAGACUUUUUUUUUUUUUAAGAGACAGAGUCUCACUUUGUUGCCCUCAUUAGAGUGCUGUGGCCUCACAGCUCACAGCAACCUCUGGCUUUUGGGCUUAGCCAAUUCUCUUGCCUCAGCCUCCUGAGUAGGUGGGACUACAGGCGCCCACCACAGCGCCCAGCUAUUUUUUUGUUGCAGUUUGGCCAAGGCUGGGUUCAAACCCACAACCCACUGAUGCCAUACCCGCUGAGCCACAGGCGCUGCCCAGAUUUUUUUUUUUCUUAGCUCUUAAUUAUUUUGAGAAUUACAAUUGACAUAAUAUGUGGAAAAGCUAACAGUUAAAAAACAAACAAACAAACAAACGUAUGCCAGUGCAGUGGCUCACAUCUGUAAUUUUAACCCUCUGGGAAGCCAAGGCAGAUGGAUUGCCUGAGUUCACAGGUUUGAGACCAGCCUAAACCAGAGCAAGACCUGUCUUAAAAAAAAAACAAAACAGCCAGCGCCUGUGGCUCAACGGGGUAAGGCGCCAGCCCCAUAUGCCAGAGGUGGUGGGUUCAAACCCAGCCCCAGCCAAAAACUGAAAAAAAACAAAAAACAAAAAACAAAAACAUAGCCGGACAUUGUGGUGGGCACUUAUAGUCCCAGCUAUGCAGGAAGCUGAGGCAAGAGAAUCACUUAAGCUCAGGAGUUUGAGGUUACUGUGAACUAUGAUGCCAGAGCACUCUACCAAGGGCAACAAAGUGAUACUCUGUCUGAAAAAAAACCAACAAAAAACAAAAAUCUAAGCUAUUACUGUUAUUUCUCAUUAUACUGAUUUCACAAACAUUUGAAAACCUAAUACUUUUCAGAUACUGGUCCUAUAGCUAUGAAAGAGUCUCUGCCCUUAAGGUACUGUUUUUCAGCUUUUUCUGUGUGUGUGUGUGUGUGUGUGUGUGUGUGUGUGUGAGAGAGAGAGAGAGAGAGAGAGAGAUGUGUGUAUUCUUGGUUGUAAUUGUUAUUGUUUGGCGGGCCCAGGCUGGAUUCGAACCCAGCUCAUGUGUAUGUGGUUGGCGCCUUAGCUGCUUGAGCCACAGGCGCCGAGCUGGGAUGUGUGUAUUCUUGGAGUAAGGUGAUAGGGUGUAUGAUAAGGAGGUAGAGUAUAAUAUGGGUUGUAAAAUGGGUAAGUGUAGGGUGAGCAAUAAACCCAAAGGAGAGCAGAGCUGGGUUGGGUUCCUGCAGGAAAUUAUAUUGAAGGAUUUUAAGCAGACAGACUGAUCACAAUUGCUUUUUGUAAAUUCAUUUUGGCUGUGAUAUGUGCUUCCUUGCUGUAGUGAACAGAAACUUUCUGCCUUUGUGUCUUUUUUUUCCUUUACUCCCCACAAAAGGACUUAGGACCUUUUCUCAUACCUUAAUACUCUUUAUCCUUCAGUAUCCAGUUCAGGUCUUAUUUCUUCUAUGUAACAUCCAUCAAUUCUUUUUAGCCCCCCACUACGUCCUUCUCUGAAACCAUAUUGGAAACAGUAUCACACAGUUAAUACUUGUCUUCUGUGUGUUUUAUGUCCCUAAAUGGAUUGCAAGUAUUGGGAAUGUUUCUUAUGUAUGUGAAUGGAAGAUAUGUUAAAUACAAAAAUUCGUUGCUUGAUCUCUUUUUAUUUUGUUUUUCAGGGUAGGAGUAGAUUAUGUGCAACAGUUCUUUUAAGUAAUCUAUCAUCAUCAUGGCUAACGAGGGCUGUCUGAAGGCUUGUGAUAGUCCUUUUUCAUCAGAUAAACAUGCACAACUCAUGUUGGCCCAGAUCAAUAGCAUGAGAAAUGGAUACCAUUUUUGUGAUGUUCAGCUACAAGUUGGGAAGGAAACUUUUCAAGUUCAUCGACUGGUUUUGGCUGCCAGUAGUCCUUACUUUGCAGCUUUGUUCACGGGAGGAAUGAAAGAGUCCUCAAAAGAUGUUGUACAGAUUCUAGGAAUUGAAGCUGGAAUCUUUCAGGUACUUCUAGAUUUCAUUUACACAGGUAUAGUGAACAUAAGUGUGAAUAAUGUCCAGGAGUUGAUUGUUGCAGCAGACAUGCUACAGUUGACUGAAGUUGUUAAUCUUUGUUGUGAAUUUUUGAAAGGCCAAAUUGAUCCACUGAACUGCAUUGGGAUCUUUCAGUUCUCAGAGCAAAUUGCCUGCCAUGAUCUUUUAGAAUUCACAGAAAACUACAUUCAUGUCCAUUUCUUGGAGGUUCAUUGCGGGGAAGAGUUCCUGGCGCUUACAAAAGAACAGUUGAUCAAGAUUUUACGAAGUGAAGAGCUUAGCAUUGAGGAUGAAUACCAGGUUUUCUUAGCUGCGAUGCGAUGGAUUCUGAAAGAUCUGGGAAAGAGAAGAAAAUAUGUGGUAGAAGUGUUAGAUCCAAUUCGAUUCCCUUUAUUACCUUCUCAGAGGCUUUUAAAGUAUAUAGAAGGAGUAUUUGAUUUUAAUCUUCGUGUUGCAUUGCAAACACUUUUGAAAGAGUAUUGUGAAGUGUGCAAAUCUCCCAGAGAGAACAAGUUUUGUAGUUUCCUGCAGCCAUCUAAAGUUCGACCUCGGAAGAAAGCAAGAAAGUACCUAUAUGCAGUAGGUGGAUAUACUCGGUUGCAGGGGGGUCGUUGGAGUGAUAGCAGAGCCCUCAGCUGUGUAGAACGUUUUGACACUUUUAGUCAAUAUUGGACCACUGUGUCUUCACUUCAUCAGGCUCGAUGUGGACUGGGAGUAGCAGUUCUGGGAGGUGAAAAGGAUUCGAUGAUUUUUGACUGUACUGAAUGCUACGAUCCAGUUACUAAACAGUGGACAACUGUAGCUUCAAUGAAUCAUCCCCGCUGUGGCUUAGGAGUGUGUGUGUCUUAUGGGGCUAUCUAUGCUUUGGGUGGAUGGGUUGGAUCUGAGAUAGGAAACACCAUUGAACGAUUUGAUCCUGAUGAAAAUAAAUGGGAAAUAGUUGGCAACAUGGCUGUGUCACGCUAUUACUUUGGGUGCUGUGAAAUACAAGGUUUAAUUUAUGUCAUUGGGGGCAUCAGCAAUGAAGGAGUAGAGCUUCGUUCUUUUGAAGUUUAUGAUCCACUUUCUAAGCGAUGGUCUCCACUUCCUCCCAUGGGAACCAGAAGAGCCUAUCUUGGGGUGGCUGCACUCAAUGACUGCAUCUAUUCUAUUGGAGGGUGGAAUGAGACACAAGAUGCUCUUCAUACUGUAGAAAAAUAUUCCUUUGAAGAGGAAAAGUGGGUUGAAGUUGCCUCAAUGAAAGUGCCAAGAGCAGGCAUGUGUGUUGUGGCAGUCAAUGGUCUUCUGUAUGUUUCUGGAGGUCGAUCUUCCAGCCAUGAUUUCUUGGCCCCAAGUACAUUGGACUCAGUUGAAGUUUAUAACCCUCAUUCAGAUACAUGGACAGAAAUCGGUAACAUGAUAACCAGUCGUUGUGAAGGGGGUGUUGCUGUAUUAUAAAAUAUAAAGAACGAGAGCACAAGGACCAUUUUGAAAAUGUAAGAUCUGACCUUUUACAAAGCAACAUAUUUGGUGAUAGUACCUUCUGAUUCUAUUGUGUUUUCCAUGUGUUUGACAGAUAAAUGACUAAAGAGUAAUUUUUCUAAAAAUUCAGUUUGAGAAGGGAUAUGGAAUAUAUCCUAAAUUUUUUUUUUUUUUUUUUGUGGAGACAGAGUCUCACUGUACCACCCUCGGGUAGAGUGCCGUGGCGUCACACAGCUCACAGCAAUCUCCAACUCCUGGGCUUAGGCGAUUCUCCUGCCUCAGCCUCCCAAGUAGCUGGGACUACAGGCGCCCACCACAACGCCCGGCUAUUUUUUUGUUGCAGUUUGGCCGGGGCUGGGUUUGAACCCGCCAACCUCAGCAUACAGGGCCGGCGCCCUGCUCACUGAGCCACAGGCACCGCCCAAUUUUUUUUUUUUUUUUUUUUUUGAGACAAUCCCACUAUGUUGCCUUCAGUAGGGUGCUGUGGCUUCACAGCUCACAGCAACCUCAGACUCUUGGGCUUAAGCGAGUAAGUAGCUGGGACUACAGGCACCCGCCACAAUGCCUGGCUAUUUUUUUGUUGCAGUUGUCGUCGUUUAGCAGGCCCAGGCUGGGUUUGAAUCCACCAUCCUGGGUGUAUGGCUGGCACUGUAACCCCUGUGCUACGGGCGCUGAGCCAUGAAAUAUAUCCUAAAUUAAUAAAGAGCUCACAUAAGGUGAUCACAUUUAUGAACAGUGGAAAUGCUGCUUAUGCUCUAGAAUUGUGCAGUUUAAGCAUAGAGUCUUUUUUUUUUUUUUGAGAAAGCGUCUCAAGCUGUCACCCUGGGUAGUUUCAUGGCGUCUCAGCUCACAGCAACCUCAAACUCUUGGGCUUAAGGGAUUCUCUUGCCUUAGCCUCCCAAGUAGCUGGGACUACAGGCAUUUGCCACAGUGCCCAGCUAUUUUUUGUUGUUGUGCUGUUGUCGUUAUUUGGUGGGCCUGGGCUAGAUUCGAACCUGCCAGCUCCAGUUUAUGUGGUUGGUGCCCUAGCUGCUUGAGCUACAGGCACCGAACCAGCAUAGAGUCUUAUUUGUAAAAAUUAUUUGCUAAAAGCUUCUUUUUUUUUUUUCUUUUUUAGACAGAGUCUCACUAUGUCACCCUCAGUAGAGUGUCAUGGUGUCACAGCUCACAGCAAUCUCAAACUCUUGAGCUUAAGCAAUUCUCUUGCCUCAGCCUCCCAAGUAGCUAGUACUACAGGCGUCAGGCUAUUUCUUUUUUGUUGCAGUUAUCAUUGUUGUUUUAGCUGGCCUUGUCCAGGUUCAAACCCACCAGCCUCAGUGUAUGUGUCUGGUGCCAUAACCACUGUGCUAUAGGUGUGGAGCCUUGGUAGAAGUUUCUUGAAAAAUAGCCUCUAGGGGCGGCGCCUGUGGCUCAGUCGGUAAGGCGCCGGCCCCAUAUACCGAGGGUGGCAGGUUCAAACCCAGCCCCGGCUGAACUGUAACCAAAAAAAAAAAAAAAAGAAAGAAAAAUAGCCUCUAUUUCAGCAGCUCUCCAGUGCAAGUUGUAACAUGACUUUUAUGUGGUGUAAGAAUAAUAUCAAUGACAUAGUUUAAAGAUCUCUGUACAUUCAUGAUUCAAUCUAGAGUAUACUUCUCUGUGGCCAUAGUUUGACCUACACAGAAAUGCCAAUGAAACAACUUCCUACUUUUAUUUGGUGCCAGGAGUUUGCCUCAGACUUUUUAUUGGCAGCAGAUAUACUAGGAGGCAGUGUAUUGGAAGUAUUUAUAUAGCUAGAUAAUGUUUGCUUGUUGAUAAUACCCUAAGAAAACUUUUGCUUGCAUAUAUAUAUUUUGUUUGUUUGUUUGUUUGUUUAUUUGUUUUUUCAGUUUCUGGCCAGGGCUGGGUUUUGAACCCGCCACCUCCGGCAUAUGGGGCCGGCACCCUACUCCUUUGAGCCAUAGGCCCCACCGUGUUUUUUGUUUUAAUCCUAAGAAUGCAAGUAAGGAAUUAAUAGGAAGUCCUUAGUGAUAGUCCUUGAUUAUAAUAGGAUAUCAUAAUAGGUGAUAGAGCCCAGCAGGCAGCAUGAAUCUGGAAAUUUCUUAUUUUCUUUUUUUUUUU